This is a messenger RNA of Fusarium odoratissimum NRRL 54006, 288 nucleotides long. RefSeq lists its product as uncharacterized. Gene Ontology annotation, molecular function: flavin adenine dinucleotide binding; oxidoreductase activity, acting on CH-OH group of donors. The record is from RefSeq and is a predicted model, not a curated record. Gene Ontology annotation, biological process: secondary metabolite biosynthetic process. Bases 1 to 288 code for a protein of 95 amino acids. Lineage: Eukaryota; Fungi; Ascomycota; Sordariomycetes; Hypocreales; Nectriaceae. The transcript is spliced from 2 exons.
AUGAAGCAUGUCAUGGAAAAGAUCUCGACAGAGAGACAUCCUUCAGGGACAGCAGCCAUGAUGCCUCUUGAACUGGGAGGAGUUGCGGACCCUGAGCUCAAGGUGUACGGCACGUGCAACUUGCGUAUUGCUGAUGCCAGUAUCAUGCCCCUGAUUCCAUCAGCCCAUCUACAAGCUAGUGUCUAUGGCAUUGCUGAGAAGGCGGCAGACAUGAUUAAAUCAGCCAAACUGGAUUGCCGUAUUGGAGAACGACUUCCUUUCCCUCCCAGGUCGCGACCAGCCAUUUGA